CUAACACUGCAACAACAAACAUCACACUGACUUCCCCACACCAUGGGCUCAUCAGCAUCAAAACCCGUGAAGUCCGCAGCGGCGGCAGCUUCACGGCGUCAAUAUCCCAAACAACCCACCACCGCCACCAGACCCCCAAUCUCCACACCCGCAUCAGCACCGCGCGCGCCACAACCACAACCGCAACCACAACCUAGACUCAACGAGCAGCCGAAGCGCAGUCCACGCCCCAGCGCGCAACCCAGCUCCCCGAAACCUGCAACAUACCACCCGAAAAACCAAGAACAAGCGUCCCUGGAGAAAUCAAGCGCAAUCGACAUCGACGGCCGCGACCCCGACUUCGCCGCCUCCCUCCGCAGCAUCGGCCCCGUGACCCCGAACCCAACCUUCUCUCCCUCGAGCACCUUCAACCCGGCGCAGCGGUCCUUCGGGGGACCCGGCGCCCCGACGGCGGCCUUCGCGCCCGCCCCGAACCCAGCCCUGCUGACCGUCACGGCGCGGCAGCGCAUCACCAAGGCGGCGGAGGAAGAGGUCGACAACCUGGGACGGCCGGACUUUGUCGGGCGGGAGUAUCUGGAUGCGUUGACGAUCCGGCAGGUGUUGGCCAUGCGGGAUCGCCAGGGUCUGCCGGCGCGGGAGAUCGAGCGGGUGUUGCGGUUGAAGAGGGGGGUGGUGGAGCGGUUGGGGGUUAAGGGGGUGGUUGGGGAUCUUGGGUGA
Molecule: messenger RNA, 717 nt
Organism: Aspergillus japonicus CBS 114.51
Lineage: Eukaryota; Fungi; Ascomycota; Eurotiomycetes; Eurotiales; Aspergillaceae
Exons: 2
Coding region: 43-717 (224 amino acids)
Source: RefSeq, a predicted model, not a curated record